Myotis brandtii (Brandt's bat) is the source of this 5336-nucleotide messenger RNA. RefSeq names its product unc-51 like autophagy activating kinase 2 (gene ULK2). Gene Ontology annotation, molecular function: protein serine/threonine kinase activity; ATP binding. Lineage: Eukaryota; Metazoa; Chordata; Mammalia; Chiroptera; Vespertilionidae. Bases 1 to 3255 code for a protein of 1084 amino acids. Gene Ontology annotation, biological process: autophagy; autophagosome organization; peptidyl-serine phosphorylation. The transcript has 28 exons. The record is from RefSeq and is a predicted model, not a curated record. Gene Ontology annotation, cellular component: autophagosome; cytoplasm.
AUGGCUUUGGGACAUGUGGAAAUGGCCAUGGAGGGCAUUGGAGGGACCAGUGGCAGCAAAGCAUCUGCCUUCCAGAGCCCCUCAGGACCCAUUGCUGUGCCGCUCCGUUUGCUCACUCAAGACCAGACACUUGGUGCUAAGCCCUGGUUGACACUAAGAGGUGGCACCUUGCUGUCUGAGGCUGAAUGGUGGCAAGUCUCUCUGCACAGGUUUCCAGAAGUAACACUAUUUUUUUCUUUUCAGAAAACUGAUUGGGAGGUAGCUAUUAAAAGUAUUAAUAAAAAGAACUUGUCAAAAUCACAAUUACUGCUUGGGAAGGAAAUUAAAAUCUUAAAGGAACUUCAGCAUGAAAAUAUCGUAGCACUCUAUGAUGUUCAGGAAUUACCCAACUCUGUCUUCCUGGUGAUGGAGUAUUGCAAUGGUGGAGACCUGGCAGAUUAUUUGCAAGCUAAAGGAACUCUUAGUGAAGACACCAUCAGAGUGUUCCUGCACCAGAUUGCAGCUGCCAUGCGGAUUCUGCACGGCAAAGGCAUCAUUCACAGGGAUCUCAAACCACAGAACAUCUUGCUGUCGUACGCCAAUCGCAGGAAGUCCGGUGUCAGUGGUAUUCGCAUCAAAAUAGCGGAUUUUGGUUUUGCUCGUUACCUACAUAGUAACAUGAUGGCUGCAACACUGUGCGGAUCCCCAAUGUACAUGGCUCCUGAGGUUAUUAUGUCUCAACAUUAUGAUGCUAAGGCAGACUUGUGGAGCAUAGGAACAGUGAUAUACCAAUGCCUCGUUGGAAAACCACCUUUUCAGGCCAAUAGUCCUCAAGACUUAAGGAUGUUUUAUGAAAAACACAGAAGCUUAAUGCCUAGCAUCCCCAGAGAAACAUCCCCUUAUUUGGCUAAUCUUCUUUUGGGUUUGCUUCAGAAAAACCAAAAAGAUAGAAUGGACUUUGAAGCGUUUUUUAGCCAUCCUUUUCUUGAGCAAGUUCCAGUAAAAAAAUCCUGCCCCGUCCCUGUGCCCCUGUGUGCUGGCUCUGCCUUGGGAAGCGCCUGCGGCAGCUCUUCGCCUUGUCGCUUUGCCUCUCCACCAUCCCUUGCAGAUAUGCAGCAUAUUCAGGAAGAAAACCUAUCCUCCCCACCAUUGGGUCCUCCCAACUAUCUACAAGUGUCCAAAGAUUCUGCCAGUACUAGUAGCAAGAACUCCUCUUGUGACACGGAUGACUUUGUUUUGGUUCCACACAACAUCUCGUCAGACCACUCAUACGAUAUGCCCGUGGGAACUGCCGGCAGACGAGCUUCAAAUGAGUUCUUGGUGUUUGGAGGACAGUGUCCGCCUACUGUGUCACCUCACAGUGAAACAGCACCAAUUCCAGUUCCUACUCAGAUAAGGAAUUAUCAGCGCAUGGAGCAGAAUCUUACAUCUACUGCCAGCUCUGGCACAAAUCCACAUGGUUCUCCAAGGUCUGCAGUGGUGCGAAGGUCCAACACCAGCCCUAUGGGCUUCCUCCGGGUGGGAGCCGGCUCCCCAGCGCCCGCAGACACAGCACAGACAGUCGGACGAAGACUCUCCACUGGGUCUUCCAGGCCUUAUUCACCUUCCCCUUUGGUUGGUGCCAUUCCAGAGCCAUGGAGUCAGUGCUGCUGUGGGCGCCCACAGGGCCAGGAAUCCGGGAGGAGGAACUCUUCAGGUUCUUCAGUGCCGCAGGCUCAGUCACCACAGUCUUUUUUCUUGGGUGCUAGACUGCAGAGCGCCCCCAGCCUCACUGACAUCUACCAGCACAAGCAGAAGCUCAGAAAGCAGCACUCCGACCCCGUGUGCCCGUCCCACAUGGGGGCUGGGUGCAGUCACUCCCCUCAGCCCAGUCGGCCGGGCAGCCUGGGGACUUCUCCCACCAAACACCUGGGGUCCUCUCCGCGGAGUUCUGACUGGUUCUUUAAAACCCCUUUACCAACAAUAAUUGGCUCUCCUACCAAGACCACAGCUCCUUUCAAAAUCCCCAAAACACAAGCAUCUUCCAACCUGCUAGCGUUGGUUCCUCGCCAUGGGCCUUCUGAAGGGCAAUCUAAAGAUGGGGAUGACCCACGGGAAUGCUCUCAUUGUCUCUUACUACCAGGAAGGGAGAGGCAGACGUCUGAGCAGCAAAGCAAGGCAGUGUUUGGCAGAUCUGUCAGUACUGGGAAACUGUCCGAUCAACAAGUCAAGACACUUUUAGGUGGACAUCAGGGCAGCACAGACAGUUUAAAUACAGAACGACCAAUGGAUAUAGGAGCCUGUGGUGUGGCCCUGGUGCCUCCUGGGGGAGCAGCAGCCAGCUCCAGGGCCGUCCUGUUCACUGUGGGGUCCCCUCCACACAGCGCCACGGCCCCCACUCGGACCCACACGGUCCUUCGACCAAGGACAACCUCAGUGGGCUCCAGCAGCUCGGGGGGCUCCCUGUGCUCCGCAAGCAGCCGCGUGUGUGUGGGCUCCCCACCCGGGCCAUGCUGGGGGCCAUCCCCUCCGGGAGCAGAGGCGGCCCCCAGCCUGAGAUACACGCCUUAUGGGGCUUCGCCCCCCAGCCUGGAGGGGCUCAUCACCUUUGAAGCGCCUGAGCUGCCGGAGGAGACGCUGAUGGAGCGGGAACACACGGACACCCUGCGCCACCUGAACCUGAUGCUGAUGUUCACGGAGUGUGUGCUGGACCUGACAGCGGCGCGGGGCGGCCUCCCGGAGCUGUGCUCGUCCGCCGUCUCCUUGUACCAGGUCCAGGAGAGCGUGCUUGUGGACCAGAUCAGCCAGCUGAGCAAGGACUGGGGGCGGGUGGAGCAGCUGGUGUUGUACAUGAAAGCGGCCCAGCUGCUGGCGGCGUCGCUGCAUCUUGCUAAAGCCCAGAUCAAGGCCGGGAAGUUGAGUCCGUCCUCGGCAGUGAAACAAGUUGUCAAAAAUAUGAAUGAACGAUACAAAUUGUGCAUCACCAUGUGCAAGAAACUUACAGAGAAGCUGAAUCGCUUCUUCUCCGACAAACAGAGGUUUAUCGAUGAAGUGAACAGCGUCACUGCAGAGAAGCUCAUCUAUAGCUGCGCUGUACAGAUGGUGCAGUCUGCGGCCCUGGACGAGAUGUUCCAGCAGACGGAGGACAUUGCGUACCGCUAUCACAAGGCGGCCCUCCUCCUCGAAGGCCUGACCAAGAUUCUCCAGGACCCUGCGGACGUGGAAAAUGUGCAGAAGUAUAAAUCUAGUAUUGAAAGAAGGUUGUCGGCGCUCUGCGGCAGCUCUCCCACGCCCUGAGGAGCAGCAGGUGUCCUGGGCCGGUCUGCUGCCUGGUCACUACCAAAGAACGAGCAGUGAUUUCAAAACAAAAACUACAUGUUUGUAGGAAACCUGCCUUAUUGGAAAGUCACCCCUUUCCUUUUUCUUUGUAGAAGCAGAAGCAAGAGUAUGUCGCUUGGCUCUGUGUGAACUUGGUAAAUAAAUGUACCUUAGAGCUAGAAUCACUAGUUCAUUUAUUCUUAAGGACAAUUAAGGAAACAAAAUGAGUCGCUCUUCGCUAGCUCACCAGAGCAGUGUGUGGAAUUCCACGUGUCUGCUGAGUGUAAAGUAAACAGCGACAUCUGGUCCAGGCAGCUUGGUCCUGGGGGUAUGUUGUCUAAGUCUGAGCAUGACCCUUACACAGCUCAGGAAGAAACAGCUUAAGGAGACGGGAAAGAUGGCAGUUAAAAGGAAUUGUGAAAUCUUCAAUUUGAUCUAAUAUGGACUCUUGUUAUUGUUAAUCUUCCCAAAUCUUUCAUAUAUUGCACUAAUUUAUUAAAACAACUCUGUAUUGGAUUUUGCAAUUUAAAACUAACUGAGGCACAAUGGACUUGUUUGAAAAAUACUUUACUUGAUUGUCUACACACACCCUUUUCAGCAUCACACGUAGUCGCUAGUAGGCUUUUCAGUGGUAAGAGCCUGUGUUCGGGUGACCCUUUGCGUUUGUCUAACCUCUUCAUCUGCACCCCCAGGUUUUCUCAGCGAUGUUUUUGAGCUGCAGCUGUUGGCCUUGGUUGCAUUCUUUAUUGUGCAUGUGGAUGUGCAUUGAUGGCUGGGACUUCUUGGCUUCUUAACAGCUGGUUUAUUUGGGCAGUAUUAGAAAAAAAUGUCAAUCAAGGGAUACCCGCUAGAAUUCUAAUAGGGCCAAGUCAUGUUGGGAUCUAAAGGCUUGUUAAUGAUGGGGAGUGCCUACAUGAAAUUAGUGAGAAGUGAGGUUUGUUUUCUCUUAGGAAAGUGGCAGCUCUCUAGCCUAAUACGUGUUUUUCAUGUUAAUCCUGACAGGUUACCAAAUAGCUGGUUAUGGAGAAGGUGGGCAGUUAACAUCACUCCAGAAAUGGUUCCUACCUUGUACAUUAUUUGGUUUCUUUUAUUUACCUGCUUGAAUACUUGAAUAAACCACUCUCCAGUUUUAGUCCUUUUAUUUUAAUCCUUUUAGAUAAUAAAUUUGAACUGACAAAUUGCACAGAAGCUCGUUGGCAUUAAUCUAAUUUAGUGACAUGAUAAAAACAUAAACAAGGCUUCCCUUUACUUUGACAAAGUAAUGUAAUUUACCUUAUUUAUCUGUAUGAAAUUCCAGCAGUUAAUUUGAACACUUAUUUAUAUGAUGUUUGUAUUCUUAGGUCUUUAAUACAGUGUUUCUACCUCUCAUUUGUAAUUGCAUGCAUUAUUCUUGAAACUAGGUAAAAAUCACUGAAUUGUUGUAUAAUAAAUAGCCUUUUUAUUAUUGCCUGUACAGAUGUAAAUUAAGGUAAAAUAAACCGGACAAAGUCUUUCUAGGGUAAAGCUGGGUCCGUUUUACGUGGCUGUUCGAGCCAGGUCCUCACUCAGUGAGCGCGGAGGCUCGGUCAUGGGUACCCUGUGCCCUGCCCCAGGAUUUCAAGCUCGGGGUCUGUCACGUGGCUGCCAGGAACACAGACUGGAGAAGGACGCUGCCCCUCCCAGGGCUCGAGGCACCAGUGUGAGCGAUGUUCCUUUUGUGGGGUUUGGAAGUUACAGGGUGGUUCUCACCGUGCUUUCCCAGCGGACCCUCUGAGGGGCGGGUCAUUCCCCGCCUUUCUCUCCAGCGUUUUUUGAUCACAGGAUGAAACAGGUUCACAGCGAGCAAAUGGUUGGUCUGAGGUUGGAUCACUAAGAAGGGGCUUCCAUGUUCUCUCAUCCUCUUGUGUAACGAAGGUUUAUGGGAGGUAGUAUUUGUGAAACUGAAGUCUGAGCAGCAGAGAAGAUCAAACUGUAAAAUCAUGAAUAAUGGUUCUGAUUAUAUUUCCAUUAUCAAGGCUAAUUGUUUUAAGAGAUUUUUGCCUUGAUUAUAGCAAUAAUAAACAAAGACUUUGUUUCCAUGA